UUCAGUCUAUCUUGUAAUCUGUUGACGGCAACCUUCAAUCUCAGUGGCUGCAAAAUUCAAGGAAAAAAAACAAUGAAUUCUCUCUCAGCUACUGGAUUUUCCCCAAAUUAUCCACUCAUUCACUGCAUUAAUCGUCGUCGAUUCUGCUCCAGGAUGCCAGCCGUCUUCUCCAGCCUCAAAUCUUCGACUACUCCCGUAGAAGUGGAUGAAUUGAUUGGAGAUGAUGUCUUGCAAGCUUUCUUCAGAGAGAGGAAAUCCGAUGGCGAUAUUAUUGCGAGAAUUUGCGAUGAACUUUGGCUAAGGGGUGCCAAUGCAAAUUAUAGAAAUUUUGAGGAGGUUUCUGAUGAUGAGAACUUCAAUGCGCAACAGGCUUUCGAAGAGGGAAGUGAAGGUGGGUUCCUGAAAUUGAAGAAAACUAGUGAAUGGCUGAUGGGAGACACUGACUCGGCGCCAAUGAAUAAGAAAAUGACCAUGAAGGAGGUAGCAGACGAGAGUGAGAGAAGGAAAAGAUUGAAUUUCCUCAGAUAUGAAGCUCUGAAGAGGGAGCUGCUUCUUUUGACUAUGGCCAUUGGAACUGCCUGUAGUGGAUACUGUCUCGUAACUUUAUCAGUCCAGGCGGCUGUGAGCUAUGCAACGGGAGUUCUUUUCAGUUGCUUGUAUUUUCAACUACUAUGCAAACAGGCGGACAACAUAUCACGAGAAAUGGUUCCAGAAAUUUUCAGAACAAAGAAGGCCAAAAAAAUUGGAAUAAGAAGCGAGGAUCUGCAGGAUUCGCUGGAGAAAACUCUGAAGGGUGCUGGUCUUGCUCUUUCAUCUCCAAGGCUCGUUAUCCCUGCUGCAAUAUACGGCCUGUGGGAACUGUCACAGCAUUUCACCCACGACAUUUUUGAUUUUCAGCUCGUGCCAGCUAUGGUCGGGCUGUUUGCAUAUAAGGCUGCUGCACUGGUGCAAGUCUAUCGAGACAAUGAAGACCUUCAGUUUAUCUUUCCCGACAGUGCAGAUGGAUCAAGUGACUGAACUCAUGGGAUCUCAUGCGAGCAGGUGAAGUAACUAUAACUGAGACACAAGGACUUAUCUAUGGAAGCUGUGAACUUCAUAACACCCGCCCCCUUACUAUUGUGUUCUGAUAACGUCUCAAACGAUCAACUACACUUUGAGAAAUGACACGAUGGAAAUAGUCAAGUUUAGCGUAGAAAAACAAGAUGAUCUAGCUAUACCCGAGUACGAGUAGAAUCAGACAAUGAAACGAAUGUUGCAUCGUCUUCGACUACUUCACCAACUUGUGGAGGUCAGAUGUCGGAAUUCUUUGUGAAACUAGUUUUGGUUCUCAUAGUGUGGAUUCUUGCAGUAGGAAGUAGAUAUAUGUAGUAUGUAUAUAAAUUCGCUUAUACGUAUUAGAUUGGUUUCAUUUAACUCUUGUUGUAUUCUCUUAAUUUUGCCAACAGAAAAGUCUAUUUUUACUAUACUAGAA
This is a messenger RNA of Salvia splendens (bonfire salvia), 1471 nucleotides long. RefSeq lists its product as uncharacterized. The record is from RefSeq and is a predicted model, not a curated record. NCBI's taxonomy places the organism in Eukaryota, Viridiplantae, Streptophyta, Magnoliopsida, Lamiales, Lamiaceae. The transcript has 9 exons. Bases 73 to 1017 code for a protein of 314 amino acids.